UAACAUCUCAAGGCCACUACCUCAAGCAUAACUUGCAUAGACUAUUGAUUAAGAAAGCUAUUGUCAUUGAUUUGCUAGCUCCAACAAUGGGUUCUAGCAGAUUAUCAUUCAUUUUAGUACUUGUGCUUGUAACAUUUUCAUCCAUGAUCAUUGACUCAAGGGUUGCAGAGGCACGUACCCUGCCAAAAUCAGCCUUAUUGCCUUCCAAAGUUGAUAUACCUACUGCUGUUCCUCUUCCAGCCUUAGUGCCAUUGCCACCACUGGCAAAUUUGCCUGUUACUCUCCCUCCAGUGCCUGAACUACCUGCAGUACCUAAAGUACCAAUUCCUGAAGUAAUAGUUAAUAACGCCAAAAUAAUCCCUUGAGUACCUAUGAUCUAUCCAGUCACUACUACUUAUUUUGUCACUUGCUAAAUUAACUUGUUGUUGCCAUCCCAGGGUGGUUCUGGUUCUGUUGGGAUUUAAUUUCUGUCAUUCAAUUACAUGCUAUGUUCAGUUUAUAUGUUGCUUCAGUCAGUUGAACUUCAGCAUAUUAUUUAUUGUGACCUGUGUAAUGUAAUGUAUCAACUUAUCUUCUAGUUCAAUAAAUUCUGGAAUUUCUGAAUACUGUCA
Glycine soja is the source of this 611-nucleotide messenger RNA. RefSeq names its product RNA-binding protein 12-like. The coding region runs from base 87 to 365 and encodes 92 amino acids. The record is from RefSeq and is a predicted model, not a curated record. NCBI's taxonomy places the organism in Eukaryota, Viridiplantae, Streptophyta, Magnoliopsida, Fabales, Fabaceae. The transcript has a single exon.